CUCCGUGUCUCAUCUUCUGGGCGCCUCACAUUAUCAAGUAAUGCGCGUUCCUCGUGUCACGGGCCUGUCGAUGGUCUCAUCCACUCUUUCCUAUCCUCACGUAUCAGCUGUUUGGCGGCCUUCGGUAAUCUCUAACCAACUGAGCUUGUCUUCAUAUUUCACCACGUGGAUGGGCUCAAUGAUUCCUGUUGAGGUUCUGCUGCGCUUCGAGACAUUCAUAAUUACAGACAUUCGCGUUCUGCAGCUAAGCUUCGCAUAUACACAUUCCACUAUCCCCUUCUCACUCUACGCUCAACGCUUACUACUGUGAAUGUCACCAAUCUCCUUGCUUCACCCAGCGUCGGGAAGGCGCAACCCUUAGGAUUUUGCGUGACAUUCGCACCUUCCUCCAGCCUUGCCGCUUGUCUUAGCCCUAUCACAAAUCUCAGCUCGAUAGGUGAAGAUACUCCGUCACAAUACCCUUCAACAUCAGCCUACCGUGGCUCCU
Molecule: messenger RNA, 487 nt
Organism: Baudoinia panamericana UAMH 10762
Lineage: Eukaryota; Fungi; Ascomycota; Dothideomycetes; Mycosphaerellales; Teratosphaeriaceae
Exons: 1
Coding region: 41-310 (89 amino acids)
Source: RefSeq, a predicted model, not a curated record